AAUUUUUUCUGGCUUGCUCUCUUUCUAAUCUGAAAAAGUAAGCAGAGCUUUGCUCACCUUCUUCAAGCCACUUUCUGCAUGAGCGAAUGUAGGCUCCUUCAGCUUUAUAUUUAUAAAUGUUAUCUAAUUGAUGUUGCAGUUCAGCAAGUUCAGCUUUUUCAGAAAUAGUGAUAUCCUCCACAUUUUUUGCCAAAAGAUUGCCAAUUUUAUAAAUAACAUCAUUUUCAUUAGAUUUUCUCUUUUUAGCUAAGAUGCUACUAAAUUUGCGCAAAUAUUUACUAACUUCAUAUUUAGUUAGCUCCCAAUUACUGCCGUAAUUUUUUUCUUCUUUUGCUUUAACCCAAAAUUUUGUAAUAAUGUUACUGACGUUGUCUUUAACUUCAUCAUAGACAAGAAUCGAGUUAUUAAGUUUCCAAUAAGAGGGGGUUGUAUGCGAAGUAACUUCAUUUGAAAAAGGAAUAUGAAUAGAAAUACAUUUGUGAUCAGACAAAGGUGAGGGAAUAAUAUCAGUCGAAACGUUAUGCAGCUCCUUAGAAAUAAGCCAUAGGUCAAUGCGAGAUUGACAUGAGAAUGAAUUAUUAUUCCAUGUGAAUGAUCUUAAAGAUGGAUAAGUAUCUCUCCAGCUAUCAACCAAACAGAACCUUUCCAUGAACAUCUUUAAAUAAGAAUUAGCACUAUUAGGUUUUGGUGGCCAUCUAUCCAUGUUACUGUCACUAACCAUAUUAAAGUCACCUCCGAAAAUCAAAUAUGAAUUGGGGUAGUUAGUUAACAGUGAAAGUAUGCGUUUUUCUAUGUGAUCAAAAAAAAUCCAUUUUAUUUUAGUUGAUUGUGCCCAUAAACAUUGGUGACGAUAAACUUCUUACAUGAAAUUUCAAGUAAGAGGAAAACAUACCGACCAUUUGGAUCACACUCAGUAAAUAAAACUUUCCCCCUGAAACAAUGAAGUAAAACACAUACCCCAGCUGAGCUUGAGGUUGCAUGAGACAUCCACAAGUCCAUGCCCCAUUGGGAUCUCCAUAUCUUAAAAUCUUCUUUGACUGAAUGACAUUCUUGUAAAAAGUAAAAGUCAGAGUUAAACUGUUUAAGGUACAAAAAAAUAGCUUUACGUUUUGUAAGAUUUCUUAUCCCUCUAACAUUAAAUGAAAGAAUAGACAGAGCCAUAACAGAAAAAAACAAAGACAGAAAGAGAACUUUAAAUUAAACAAUAAUAACAGUUAUGAUCCAAGUAAUGUGCUAAGGAUCACUUAUUUAUGGAAUUUAUGCAAAGAUGAGCACAGCAAAAUCUCAGAAGCAAAACACCCUAAUAAUGUAGUGCAGUAUAAGUACUACCCCAACAGAGUAAAAUAACAACUUUAAAUUAUUAUAAAAUUUAGUUAUAAAAUAUUAUAAUUUAGACAACAUUUUCUGAUAAACAGCAAAACAGCCCCUCAUUGUGUUUAUCAAAUCUUAAACUUAUAAAGUGCCAAAUUAGCCAUUUUAGAACAAAGUUUAGCAACAUUUAAGAAAGUAAUUUGUUACCUUAAGAACAUGGCUUUCACACAAGUUGAGUGGAUAAACACAAAGCCAAAAAAGAUAGUUCAAGUUGCUGAAAAUAUUUCAGUUCCAUCCACAAAAGCUCUUCCUCCUACAAAAUAAGCUCGCUUGUUUUCACGACGUGCUUUAUCCACGAGAGGACAUCGUUUAUUUGGUCUUUCCCUGUCAGAUGGAGACAGGUCCUCAGCGAUUUUCAGAUUGUUGUUUCUGAGAAAGGCGGGCGGAGUCCUUCGCUUCCCGCCAAACGGCAUCACGAUAAAAGCGCGAUGUAAACUGGAAUAUUACCCCUCUAGGCUUGUCGUUAUUCAGCUGUUUGCGACCGAGUCGAUGUACAGUGUCUACAAUGAAUGGAUUUUUUUCCUUUGCUUCAGAGCAAACGUCGCAGGACUUUUGUCACAUUUUAAGACUGAGGACUUCAAUUUUGUAAAGGCGCAAAGAGAUGACGACAGCUGACUUUCCACAGUGAACACACGCUCUGUCUGAAUAACCUAUCCCAUCAAUGACACUUGACUUUAUACAGAUUUUACAACAACAACAACAAAAACAAUAUUAAGCCGCUCAAGACUCAUGGCGUGUUUCUUCAGGAGAACUAUUGCUCAUCAGCUUUCAAAGAUGUGUGGUCAGUAUGAAGAUGUUUUUAUACCUCUCAUCUGUGCAGUGCCAGUGUCAAAGAAACAGUCGAUGGGUGAUUUACGGGUGUCUGUGAACUCUCUGGUGCAGAAUGGUGCUGUUCUUCCUCAUGAAGAUCUACAGAGAAACACUGAAACACUGGCCAAACAGAUAAAACACAACUCUGUGGUUGAGGACGUCAUCGCUGCUCCAGGAAUGAUUUACUUCAGAUUAAACAAACUGAUGCUGGCACAGAAGGUCCUGAAGCAGCUGCAGUCAGAGCCUGACACGUUUGGACUGAAGAGUGAACUUCUCACACAUCUACACGGCGGCAGAACACUGGUGGAGUUCAGUUCACCAAACGUUGCUAAGAAGUUUCACGCUGGACAUCUGCGCUCCACGUUCAUCGGAAACUUCAUUGCCAAUGUCAAGAAGGCUGUGGGGAAGGAGGUGAUUCGGGUGAAUUAUUUGGGGGACUGGGGGAUGCAGUUUGGUCUUUUGGGAGCAGGAUUCGAGCGGUUUGGCUGUCAGCAGAAGUUGAAAGUUCAGGCUCUUCAGCAUCUCUUUGAGGUCAGCAGGUGUUUCUGUCACGCUGUCACACGUCUCUUCUCUUUUAACUCUCCGUCGUCCGUUCAGGUGUACGUUCAGGUGAACCGUGAGGCCGAGCACGAUGGCAACGUGCGUGUGGCUGCCGCCGACUUCUUCAGACGCCUCGAGCAGAAGGAACAUCAUGCUCUAUCGCUAUGGAAGCAGUUGAUGGAGAUCACCGUGAAAGAAUACAAACGGAUCUAUGAGCGCUUAGGAGUUCACUUUGAUCAUUUCUCUGGAGAGUCGUUUUAUCACAGUCAAACAAAGAAUGUUCUGGAAGAUCUUAAGUCCAGAGGCCUGUUAAAGACCACACAGAAGGGUACGACUGUGUUCGAUCUGUCGGAUGCAGGUGAUUUGUCAUCUUACGCCACGUUAGCGCGCAGCGAUGGGACGUCACUGUACAUCACCAGAGACAUCGCAGCGGCGCUGGACAGACACCAGAGGUUUGGAUUUGAUGAGAUGAUUUAUGUGACAGAUAAGAGUCAGAGCGUACACUUUCAACAACUCUUCCACAUCCUGUCAGCCAUGGGACACCAGUGGGCAAACAGUUGUGUUCACGUGGCGUUUGGGCGGGUUCAGGGCAUGAGCACACGGCGGGGUGACGUCAUCUUUCUGGAGGAUGUUCUGGAUGAGGCUCGCACCCAAAUGCUCAACAACAUGAGAGAGUCCAGAACUUCAAAAGCUCUUGAGGAUCCAGAAGAAACCGCAGAGAGAAUUGGCAUCAGUGCUGUUGUGAUACAGGAUUUUAAAGGGCCUCUGAUAUCAGAUUAUAGAUUUGAGUGGGAUACAGUUCUUCAGGCUCAGGGUGACACAGGAGUUUUUCUGCAGUACACACACGCACGACUCCGCAGUCUGUUGAACAGAUUUGGAGAUGAGAAGAAGUGUGGUGACCUCUCACCUCUGACAGACAACAGAAGCGUUUCAAUCCUCCAGCAUCUCCUCAGAUACGAUGAGAUUCUUCUUCAGUCGGCGACGGACCUGCAGCCCAGACACCUGGUGAACUUCCUCAUGACUCUGUGUCAUCUGGUGUCGUCCGCCCAUCGAGAGCUGCCUGUGAAGGGAAGCUCACUGGAGGUGGCUCAGGCCAGACUCUGUCUGUUCAGCGCCGCCCGUUCACUUCUGGCUAAUGGAAUGAGGAUUCUGGGGAUCACGCCUGUGGACAAAAUGUGAUUUUUUCUGUCUUUUCCUUGGCUGAAUCUAAAUAUAAAGACGAUUGACGAGCAACA
This is a messenger RNA of Triplophysa dalaica, 3956 nucleotides long. RefSeq names its product arginyl-tRNA synthetase 2, mitochondrial (gene rars2). The coding region runs from base 2101 to 3900 and encodes 599 amino acids. Gene Ontology annotation, molecular function: ATP binding; arginine-tRNA ligase activity. The record is from RefSeq and is a predicted model, not a curated record. The transcript is spliced from 20 exons. Gene Ontology annotation, biological process: arginyl-tRNA aminoacylation; mitochondrial translation. Lineage: Eukaryota; Metazoa; Chordata; Actinopteri; Cypriniformes; Nemacheilidae. Gene Ontology annotation, cellular component: mitochondrion; cytoplasm.